This is a messenger RNA of Coregonus sp. 'balchen', 23159 nucleotides long. Lineage: Eukaryota; Metazoa; Chordata; Actinopteri; Salmoniformes; Salmonidae. The record is from the annotation of a GenBank genome assembly.
CUUACUGAGGAGUUGGCAACACUGUACCUUGGGCUCAUUUCAACCCGUGUCCACUGGAAUAGAGAGGUAAGCACAACUUCUUCAUCAUUACAUUUACAUUUUAGUCAUGUAGCAGACGCUCUUAUCCAGAGCGACUUACAGUUAGUGAGUGCAUAAUUUUUUUUUCCAUCAAUGUUUACUGUUUGAAAAAGUGUUUUGUGUGUUGUUCAAUGAUGUUUCAUAGCCUCGCAAAGCCACCUGAUCACACGAGAUUACAUUAAACGGGAUCAGGCUACAUGUUUCAUGCUUUUUAAGAAAAAAUAUCAAACCAGAGCAAUGGGUGAGCAACUCUCCCUUUUAAAUAUUCUGGGAAAACAUAAAAGCAAGGUAUUUAUAGUGCAAAUCUUCCUGAGACACUGAUUACAUCAGACUGAUAAAACAUGUUCAUGUUCAUGGAACUCUGUGUUCCUUAUUCACUGAAGAGGCAGAUACUUUAUAUUGGUUACUUUGUUUCUAGAGCUCUUUGUUGUUCAGUUUGAAGUCACAGUUAUUUUUGAUGAUCUGUAUUAUUUUCUGUUUAUACCCUUCUGUGUCCUGAUCGACUCAAGCACUCUUAAAUAGAUGUAGGUAUCUAAGUUAAUCAUUGAUUGAUUGACAAUGGUCAAUGGAUUGAAAAGCCAAUUAGUGAAGUUCUAAAGAAACAGUGCAUUUAGAGAUGCAAAUUACUCUGUUUCAGUAAACAUAACCACUCCUGCAGGGUUAAAAUAGGGUUUACAUUCUCUCAUUACAAUAUCACACCUCACUACUGCCCAUCCCCCCCAUCAGGGCUUAUAGUCAAGGGGGCAUAGACUUUGGCUACUAGCUGGACAUAUUUUGUGACCAUCCCCCAGAAAACAGUGCCACUAACCAGUGUCACUGAUCUGGUCUGGCCACAACCCUUAAAAUGAACAUAAGUUAUUUGCGUAGCGCUUCCUUUUGGUUGAUUCUGAUACAUCCCAAGUGGGAAACUCAGGAUCAUCUUUCUACAGCAAGUUUGCAAGUCAGAAAUGUCAGUUUCCUAGUUCCGACUAGCACGUGAGCGUGGCGUUAGUCGCAAGUAUGGGUAAUAUAAUUUUGUACAUAAAAAUAUAUAUAAACUUUUUUUUUGUAUUUUACCAACUCUUUACAUUCUGUCAUAAAUAGCACAUGUUCAACUAUAAAACAAAUAUGUUUUCCCAUCUCCAGAGGUUAAAUGAAGAAAAAUGACUAUAAUGGUUGACCUGAGGGACAAAUGUAAAUUAAUCACAUAACGCAUGGACUAAAUAAUCUUCAGAAAUGACUUUGUCAAAGCAAACAUGGGCAAAGUUUGGGGUUAAGUGGGUUAAAAUCUUCCUAGAAGUUGGACAAACAUGACGUGGGCAUGCCAAAAUUGGGUUUUCCAGCGAAAAAUAUUUUAUAAAAACGUAACACUAAUAUUAUAAUUUUGAACAUGGUUUAGUUAGAGCGUAGAUGUACGUGAUCUAACUGUUCAACUGAGUGUACAUGAAAGGCACUCUUCGUGGAACAAUGCAUAUCAUGCUGUGCUACUGAGAGUUGAGCAGUUUUACAGCGAUCGUCCCCAUGCUCUAGGAUUUCCAGGAAAUAUGUGUUUUGGCUCUCUGCCAUGUUCCGUUCUCUUUGGCUCACACCGACAUAGUCUCCAGUACCCCUGGUUGGUCUGCAAAACAGCUCUUGUUACCCUAUACCCUCCCUCUCCCUCUCUUCCCACUUGGCACAGAAGUCAAUUCUGUGGUGUAUUGACAAAUGCAUUAUGUGUUAAUGAGUUUAUAUUUAAAAUGGUUGCAAAUAGCCAAUGGGAUUUGUAUGCAGGGGUUGAGUUUUCUGCAUUAACAAAUGACAAUGGGGUUUCCGUUCUUGCAUUGAAGUGAUUGGAUUAUGUGAUGCAAGGGCGGUACAAGUUAAAUGAUGUAUUGGGGAGUUGGGCUGAAGACACUGUAGAGAGUGGUCGACUGGAAUGUGUUAAGGAGAACAUAAAAUAAAUCUGUUCUGUUUAUUAUAAGUACGCCUAGGAGUCUAGAGUAAAAUAACCUAGCAUCUUAGGAUGCAACAAAUUCAAUGUCUAUUCCAAGUUGGUUCAAUGUCAUUUCAUUGAAAUUAUGUGGAAACAACGUUGAUUCAACCAGUGUGUGCCCAGUGUGUUUCUCUCUCUCUCUCUCUCUCUCUCUCUCCCACUCUCUAUUUCCCCUCUCUGUCUUGGCAGUAUACUCCCAUCCAUGUAUGUAUGUUGGUUAAGAGUUAUGGGGCCCUUCUAAAUCUGAAUAAGUUUUUUUUAUUGUAUUUUUCCACAUUCUUUUAAAUAGUGCCUGAGCAUUGUGAGGUGAGCUAGUGUUUACCUCAGUGUUUAAACUUUAAUAUCAAGAGUUUGAGUAAUUUUAUGUUGCAAAAGAUAGAUGUGAGAACUGUACCUAUAUGGGAAUAAUACAGUAUUUGUACACAGCAAAUUGCCAAGUGUUACCUAGUGAUGAUUUUUCAGUGUAACAUUUCUAGAGUUGAAUAAACUCUAAGUGGUGUAAAAGAACCCCAGUGUUGGUGUUAAUACCCAGAGUUGAGUGUGAUUGGGUCAUUGUUACUCUGUGUAGAGUAACACACUUAGAAACAGUCAACACACCCAUCAUUAUCAUAUUUCCGAACAUGAUCUAUUGCAGGUAGAUUUUUCGAAUCGUUUGUUUCAAUAUCUGUGCUUGACAACUACAUUGAUUGAUGGAUUUAUCUUAUGCUACACAAACAAACAAUAACAUACAUUUUUCUAAACUAAUCCUAUCUGUUAGUAGUUGGAUUUAUUUUGCCCUGUUUCUGAGAUGGUUGUUCCAGUUUAGGUACAUUGGCAGUCAUUUCAAAUGCAGGUUGUGUGUGAUUAAAUGUUCCAAUUGUUGGAUAUCCCCACUCUGGCUGGAAUUCCAAUAGGAAAAACACAUCACUUGGAGCAUAAUGUGACUUGCAUGCCUGAUGUGGCCUGCAAACCAAAAGUGUUAACCAGUGUGUUAGGGUAAAACUAGGCCGUCAAAGUAAGGCCUUAUGAUAUAUGUAAUGUAUUGUCAUAAAGAGUUUAAUGAUAACAUUAACUUAGGCACUCACUUGGUGAGGGCCAUUGAAUGCAACAACCAUGUCUCUGUCACCAACAAACACAGUAACUCUACAAUUCACUCAAAGGUAAGUAAGUAGCCUUGCAUGAGCCUUGGCUUGUGCGAACGAGAUCUCCUGUUUCUGUAGCGUGAUGGGGCCUCCUGUAGCUCAGUUGGUAGAGCAUGGCGCUUGCAACGCCAGGGUUGUGGGUUCGAUUCCCACGGGGGGCCAGUAUGAAAAGUGUAUGCACUCACUAACUGUAAGUUGCUCUGGAUAAGAGCGUCUGCUAAAUGACAAAAAAUGUAAAAAUUUACAAAUACACCCCCUGGACACAGCCUUAUUCCCAAUCUAUCUAUAGCUGAGUGCCAAGCAGAGGGUCCCAUUUUUUCUGUCUUUGGUAUGACUCGGUCAAGGAUUGAACUCUGAACAUUUCAAUCUCAGGGCGGACACUCUAACCACAAGGCCACUGAGUUCACUCGAAAGGCAUACUGAUAAAUAUGCAAAUAAGGCUUUACACCCUUCAUAGAGGGUUCAAGGAAGAACCUUUAGACGAUUAAAACAAAGAUUAGGAUAACUAACCCUGAUAAAAGAGUUCUUCACAGGAAAAAAGCCCUUUAAAGUAUUCAGUAAUAUGUACUGAUUUGCUCCUUACCGUCCCCUACUCUCACACUGCCUCAUGCCCUCAAUGAGUGGAGACCAGGACAGGAGCUGUAAAAUCGUUUAACUAGACCAAAGUUCACAUCCACAUAACUGCUGUAUCUCUCUGUAGAUAAACUAAAUGUUAAGGUGUACAUUCUCUGUCGAUAAGGUUAAAGGAGUGAAAUGUUGACUCAAACCCACUUACAGUGCAUUCGGAAAGUAUUCAGACCCCUUGACUUGUUCCACAUUUUGUUACGUUACAGCCUUACUCUAAAAUUGAUUAAAUAGUUUCUCCCUCAUCAAUCUACACACAAUACCCAAUAAUGACAAAGCAAAAACAGGUUUUUAGAAAUGUUUUCAAAUGUAUAUAAAAAAACUGGAAAUAUCACAUUUACAUAAGUUUUCAAACCCUUUACUCAGUACUUUUGAAGCACUUUGGCAGCGAUUACAGCCUCAAGUAUUUUGGGGUAUGACGCUACAAGCUUGGCACACCUGUAUUUGGGGAGUUUCUCCCAUUCUUCUCUGCAGAUCCUCUCAAGCUCUGCCAGGUUGGAGCUGCACAGCUAUUUUCAGGUCUGCCCUCGAUCCUGACUAGUCUCCCAGUCCCUGCUGCUGAAAACUACCCCACAUGCUGCCACCACCAUGCUUCACCGUUAGGGAUGGUGCCAGGUUUCCUCCAGAUGUGACGCUUGGCAUUCAGGCCAAAGAGUUCAAUCUUGGUUUCAUCAGAACAGAGAAUCUUGUUUCUCAUGCUCUAAGAGUCCUUUAGGUGCCUUUUGGCAAACUGAGGAGUGGCUUCCAUCUGGCCACUCUAUCAUAAAGGCCUGAUUGGUGGAGUGCUGCAGAGAUGGUUGUCCUUCUGGAAGGUUAUCCCAUCUCCACAGAGGAACUCUGGAGCUCUGUCAGUGACCAUCGGGUUCUUGGUCACCUCCCUGACCGAGGCCCUUCUCCCCCGAUUGCUCAGUUUGGCUGGGUGGACAGCUGUGUCUCGGUGGUUCCAAAUUCUUCCAUUUAAGAAUAAUGGAGGCCACUGUAUUCUUGGGGACCUUCAAUGCUGCAUACAUUUUUUGGUAUCCUUCCUCAGAUCUGUGCCUCAACACAAUCCUGUCUCGGAGCUCUACGGACAAUUCCUUCGACUUCAUGGCUUGGGUUUUGCUCUGACAUGCACUGUCAACUGUGGGACCUUAUGUAGACAGGUGUGUGCCUUUCCAAAUCAUGUCCAAUCAAUUGAAUUUACCACAGGUGGACUCCAAUCAAGUUGUAGAAACAUCUCAAGGAUGGUCAAUGGAAAGAGGAUGCACCUGAGCUCAAUUUUGAGUCUCAUAGCAAAGGGUCUGAAUACUUAUGUAAAUGUCAUAUUUCAGCUUUUUAUUUUUAAUACAUUAGCAAAAAUGUAUAACCUGUUUUCAUUAUGGGGUAUUGUGUGUAGAUUGAUGAGGAAAAAACAACAAUUCAAUCAAUUUUAGAAUAAGGCUGUAACGUCACAAAAUGUAGAAAAAGGGAAAGGUUCUGAAUACUUUCCGUAUGCACUGUAAAUAGCUGUAAGUUGCUAAGCCAAUCAUUGAUUGAUUGACAAUGGUGUAUGGAUUGUGCAUUCAGAGAAAUGCAAAACAUGGUUAAAAUAACAUCAACACGUUUAAAAUAAAACAAAUUAGAAAGCGUUGAGAAUUGCCCUUCUUGCCCUUCAGCGUCGUCCAAGGUAGGGGAGGGUUUGGCCGGCAGGGAUGUGGGUUAGUUUCCCACGGGGGGCAAGUAUGAAAAAAACUAAAAACAUGUAUUCAUUCACUAACUGUAAGUCGCUCUGGAUAAGAGCGUCUGCUAAAUGACGAAAAUGUAAAAUGUUGUUGUGCUGUCCAUCUCACACCUCACUCCACUGCCCAUCCCCCCCAAGGGGUCAUAAAAUUUGGCUCUUAGCUCGAAAGUUUUUGUGACCAUCCUCCAGGAACAGUGCCAUUCCCACUAACCAAUCAGAGGCACUGAUCUGGUCUGGCCAUGACCCUUUCCUGUCUGUGCAGGGCAGGGUUCCUAGUGUCCAGGGGUGUAGUGCUGCUGGGGCGCAGCUCCCACAUUUUUUUCCAAUUUGAGCUGGUAAAAUUAUUUCUGGAAAAUGACUUCUGAUAAAUUAUAUUUAAUUGCCACUCAAAUCCCAUGAAAAAUUAUGAAUGGCAAACCAAAUAAAUAUGUAUAGCAGCCUAAAGGUAGGUAAGUGGUGGUGUCUUCUCUCUGACAGUGGCGAGACUAAUGAAGAACUGUAGGCUACGUGCUUGACCACUUUGGCCAAUCAGAACCUGGGGGGAAAAUCUGCAGCUCGGCAGAGUGUGAGAGGGGGUUUAGGCAGAUUAACCUUAUCACACCAACGAUAUCUAGGAUCCAAAUUCACUGUGUGUCUGCAUUGAUGUUCAUAAAACUCCACGGAUCCCCUCUUGGGCAGUGGAACCCAGAACGAUAUGUGACCACUUGGUUAAAGCGACACCGUUCUGCCAAAAGACACCAAAACCAGUGGCCACUGCAAAGCCCAAGGAGCCUGACCCUCUUCUGGAAGUUGCUGUAGCCCUGCUUGGGAUAUUUAGCCUAUAUUGGCUAUUGGUCUAGCUUGGUAUAUCAGGGUGGUCAAUUGUACAUGUGAAUUGGGCCAAGUUGAAGGUAAUAAUGCAUUUAGGAUAUAGUUUAUUGAGAUGCAUGAAUACACUACACCAAAAGUUAGAUUUUAUGGCUGUUUUUCAACUGGAUUUGCUGCAAUUUAUAUGUAGUAAUUGUUUAUGUUCACUACUUGGUGAAUUGAUUUGAUAGUAUGUUUAAUCUAUGCAAAUAAAUUAUAUAGAUUGAUAGUUCACCUCUGUUUUAUUUUAUUCUGUAAUAAGGUAUAUUGUAAUCGUGUUCAAGCUAAUCAAAUCCAAGUUUAUUUAAGAUACAGCGUUGUAGUGUAAACUACACAAUACAAUGAAAUGCCUACUCGCAACUAAAGCUCUCCUCGCAAACAGUGCAAUGAUAUUAAGCUAUAUGUAUUUACAUUAGACUACAGCCUACAAAUAGCUAUACAGUGAGGGAAAAAAGUAUUUGAUCCCCUGCUGAUUUUGUACGUUUGCCCACUGACAUAAAUAAUCAGUCUAUAAUUUUAAUGGUAGGUUUAUUUGAACAGUGAGAGACAGAAUAACAACAAAAAAGUCCAGAAAAACGCAUGUCAAAAAUGUUAUAAAUUGAUUUGCAUUUUAAUGAGGGAAAUAAGUAUUUGACCCCCUCUCAAUCAGAAAGAUUUCUGGCUCCCAGGUGUCUUUUAUAUAGGUAACGAGCUGAGAUUAGGAGCACGCUCUUAAAGGGAGUGCUCCUAAUCUCAGUUUGUUACCUGUAUAAAAGACACCUGUCCACAGAAGCAAUCGAUCAAUCAGAUUCCAAACGCUCCACCAUGGCUAAGACCAAAGAGCUCUCCAAGGAUGUCAGGGACAAGAUUGUAGACCUACACAAGGCUGGUAAGGAAUCAGCCCAGAACUACACAGGAGGAUCUUGUCAAUAAUCUCAAGGCAGCUGGGACCAUAGUCACCAAGAAAACAAUUGGUAACACACUACGCCGUGAAGGACUGAAAUCCUGCAGCGCCCGCAAGGUCCCCCUGCUCAAGAAAGCACAUAUACAGGGCUGUCUGAAGUUUGCCAAUGAACAUCUGAAUGAUUCAGAGGAGAACUGGGUGAAAGUGUUGUGGUCAGAUGAGACCAAAAUCGAGCUCUUUGUCAUCAACUCAACUCGCCGUGUUUGGAGGAGGAGGAAUGCUGCCUAUGACCCCAAGAACACCAUCCCCAACGUCAAACAAGGAGGUGGAAACAUUAUGCUUUGGGGGUGUUUUUCUGCUAAGGGGACAGGACAACUUCACCGCAUCAAAUUGACGAUGGACGGGGCCAUGUACCAUCAAAUCUUGGGUGAGAACCUCCUUCCCUCAGCCAGGGCAUUGAAAAUGGGUCGUGGAUGGUUAUUCCAGCAUGACAAUGACCCAAAACACAUGGCCAAGGCAACAAAGGAGUGGCUCAAGAAGAAGCACAUUAAGGUCCUGGAGUGGCCUAGCCAGUCUCCAGACCUUAAUCCCAUAGAAAAUCUGUGGAGGGAGUUGAAGGUUCGAGCCUCGAAACCUUAAUGACUUGGAGAAGAUCUGCAAAGAGGAGUAGAACAAAAUCCCUCCUGAGAUGUGUGCAAACCUGGUGGCCAACUACAAGAAACGUCUGACCUCUGUGAUUGCCAACAAGGGUUUUGCCACCAAGUACUAAGUCAUGUUUUGCAGAGGGGUCAAAUACUUAUUUCCCUCAUUAAAAUGCAAAUCAAUUUAUAACAUUUUUAGCAUGCGUUUUUCUGGAUUAUUUUGUUGUUAUUCUGUCUCUCACUGUUCAAAUAAACCUACCAUUAAAAUUAUAGACUCAUCAUGUCUUUGUCAGUGGGCAAAUGUACAAAAUCAGCAGGGGAUCAAAUACUUUUUUCCAUCACUGUACGUCGUAGGCCUAUUAGGCUAUAGUGCAAUUAUUGUUUGUUCCUGAACCGACCUAAUGGCAGCGCUAUCCUUCAGCUACCCUUCAGCACCUCAAGUUGGUUCAACUUCUUUAACAUCAUUGCGCGAUCCUGCCGCGGUCCUUUCAGCACCACGAAGGGCACUCCAAUGGCAUUCAUCAAGAUCUGUUGCCUACGCCUUAUAGUCCUCCUACUCAUCACUUAUUAUUAUUACAUAUAGAAGAUUAUCACUUCUUACAAUUGUGCUCCUUUAGUCAAAUUAGAUCAAAGCUGAAUCAAUGUCUCACAAGAUCACAUAAUGAUUAAUUUGCAUUUUAAAUAACAAAACCAAAUAUAAUAGCAUAGCAUAGUAGGCCUAUAACAUUACUGUUACACCAAAAACAUCUAAUUUCUAAUGAGAUUUCAAGAUGUUUAGCUGAAGCUGAAUGGUCACUUUUUUUUCUCAUGCACCAAAACUCAACAGAACACGCCACUAGGCAGGAUACUGUAUAUGCUUUGAUUGAAACAAAAUACAAGAAAGGGUAAUAUUUUAACACCUUCUGCUCUAAUUCGCUCACGAAACAGUAAUUCAAGAAGAUCUAAAUGCAUAUUCCCAUCCAUGAAACUGAUUGAGAACAAUCAAAUGAUUGGCAUGCAGAUGCAGUUUGGAUGUUUCAUCAGUAAAACGUGAAGAAUUAUCAUUCCUGAUUGACCGUGAUGAUGGCCUAUUUUGAAAUGAAGGAUGCCUAACUUGGUGUUUGAGGGUAUUAAAAAUAGAAAGAAAUGAUUGAGACAAUAUGUGUGGGCAUAGGCAGACGUUGCAAUUGGAGGAUGCAUUUGAUCUAUAUUGUAUAUAGGCCACUCAAUAGGCUACAUCUGUCCGUCCCUCACCUAAAAAAAAAAAUAGCACUACACAACUGUCAGUCUUUCUCCAAGUUUCUCCAUGUGUGAUGGUGUGCAUGGACAGAAGUGAGUGUGACAUUGUAAAUUGGUUGUAGUUAUUCCAAUGGUACAAACAUCUCUCUCUCUCUCUCUCUCUCUGUGUGUGUGUAGUUCCAUCAUAAUGGUGCGUACAGUAGCAGUGAUCGGGGCGGGUCCCUCGGGACUGACCAGCAUCAAGAGCUGUCUGGACGAGGGUCUGGAGCCCACCUGCUUUGAGAGCAGUGAAGACAUCGGAGGGCUGUGGAGGUUCAAGGUGAGUGGACUGGCUGAGGAACCUGAUGCCUGAUCGACACUAAUCCACUCUGCGUGCGUGCGUACAUGUGUGUGUUGAGUGUGUACAAAUAUGGAGUUUUGCCAUUGCCCACCACUGCUGGAGAUUUCAAUAUCCGAUAUAAAUGACACUGGCUCUGUUUCAAUGUCAAAAGUUUAACCAUAAUAAAUUACCCUGGCUUUGUUCCAAUAUCUAAUGUAUUGGACGCAUUCUAAGUGGUAUAUUCACCUUAUGAUGCUCCGCUCACUUGACCCAGUUCCUGGGUUUCCACUAGUUAUCACAGCCACAAAGAAAACAUUAAUGAAAACAAAAAUGUGCUUUCUGGUCUUAAUUUAAGGUUAGGGUUAGGCAUAAGGUUAGCAGUGUGGUUAAGGUUAGGGUUAGGUUUAAAAUACAAUUUUAAGAAGAUAAAUUGUAGAAGGUUUAUGACUUUGUGGUUGUGGUAACUAGUGAUGACCCAAGUUGUUUUCCUCCUUCCGGCCCAUUCACAAACAAGCAAAACUUCAUUAAAUAUGAAUGAAAUUGGUCAAAACUAUUAAAUAAUGUGCACAGAAUUUGAAAGAUAUGUUUAUUCUUUGUGAAGGAAAAUGAUUGAAAAAAUAUAAAUGUUUGUUUUCACGUAGUAUAAGCACUCGGAAGCUGACGUUAGUUUGCAUUAGCAUUCUCAUAGAGAAUGAUUGACGGUGUUAGCUAGUUAGCAUAUUAGACUGUAUCAAAUGGUCGUUAUCCUUAGAGGCUGUAUCCCAAUCAAAGAUCAAUGCUUGAAAUGGCAAUGUUGUUAGACACAGAAUAUAAAUGGCGAAGACUGAAAUCAUGUUCUAAAUGUUUUCUGUAUCGAUAACAUUACGAUAUUUGCGAUAUUUUGUGUCACAAAGCUAACUAGCUAACACUGCCAGUCAUUCUCUAUGAGAAUGCUAAUGCUAACUAACGUCAGCUUCCGAGUGCUUAUACUAUGUGGAAACAAACGUUUUCAUUUUCAAAAUAAUUUUCCUCAACAUAGAAUGAACAUGUUAUUUAAUAGUUUUUACAAAUAUAAUUCAUAUUUAACAAAGUUUUGCUUGUUUGUGAAUGGGCCGGAAGGAGGAAAACAGUCGUAACAAACUGGAUGCGCCCUUUCCUGGUGUCAUAAGGUGAAUAGUAGUGUGUAUAGCAUAUCCUUAGUCUGUGUCCUCGUCCUUUAGGAGCAUCCAGACCCAGGCAGGGCCAACAUCUACCAGUCUGUCAUCAUCAACAGCUCCAAGGAAAUGAUGUCAUACAGCGACUUCCCUCCUCCAGCUCACCUGCCCAACAACAUGCACCACUCCCAGCUGCUGAUCUACCUACGACUUUACGCUGAGAACUUUGACCUCUUCAAGCACAUCCUCUUCCAGGUCAGAGGGCAUGAAGGAAGGAAGUUGAUGUUUAUUCAGUCACAUCUUAUGUUAUGAUCCCUUUCAAUGGUAAAUAGUGAUUCAUUUCGCGGUGUGUGCGUACGUGUCUGCCUGCCUACCUGUGUGUGUCAGACCACUGUGGUGAGUGUGCGACAGAGGCCAGACUUCCCAGUGUCGGGCCAGUGGGAGGUGGAGACAGAGAGGACAGAAGGUCAGAGGGAGACUCAGGUCUUUGAUGCUGUGAUGGUCUGCACCGGUCACUUUACACGACCACACCUGCCUCUCAAUGACUUCCCAGGUAGCAGUCAACUCUCUAUCCCUAUCAUAGUCCCCAGUGACGUUGUGUAUUUGUUUAUUGUCCAUUUAUAUGCUACUAUCACUGGAGAUAUAUAGACUCAAAUCCUAAUCACAUCCUUCAUACAUACACUACCGUUCAAAAGUUUGGGGUGCACUUAGAAAUGUCCUUGUUUUCGAAAGAAAAGCAAUUUUUUUGUCCAUUAAAAUAACAUCAAAUUGAUCAGAAAUACAGUGUAGACAUUGUUAAUGUUGUAAAUGGUUAUUGUAGCUGUAAACGGCUGACUUUUAAUGGAAUAUCUACAUAGGCGUACAGAGGCCCAUUAUCAGCAACCAUCAGUCCUGUGUUCCAAUGGCACGUUGUGUUUGCUAAUCCAAGUUUAUCAUUUUAAAAGGCUAAUUGAUCAUUAGAAAACCCUUUUGCAAUUAUGUUAGCACAGCUGAAAACUGUUGUGCUGAUUUUAAAGAAGCAAUAAAACUGGCCUUGAGACUAGUUGAGUAUCUGGAGCAUCAGCAAUUGUGGGUUCGAUUACAGGCUCAAAAUGGCCAGAAACAAAUAACUUUCUUCUGAAACUCGUCUGUCUAUUCUUGUUCUGAGAAAUGAAGGCUAUUCUAUUUGAGAAAUUGCCAAGAAACUGAAGAUCUCGUACAAGCCAUAUCUCAGACUGGCCAAUUAAAGGAAAAUAUUAAGAUGGGCAGUCUGAGAUAUGGCUUUUUCUUUGCAACUCUGCCUAGAAGGUCAGCAUCUUGGAGUCGCCUCUUCACUGUUGACAUUGAGACUGGUGUUUUGCGGGUACUAUUUAAUGAAGCUGCCAGUUGUGGACCUGUGAGGCGUCUGUUUCUCAAACUAGACACUCAAAUGUAUCUUGCUCAGUUGUGCACUGUGGCCUCCCACGUGUAUUGCUUCUUUAAUCAGCACAACAUUUUUCAGCUGUGCUAACAUAAUUGCAAAAGGGUUUUCUAAUGAUCAAUUAGCCUUUUAAAAUGAUGAACUUGGAUUAGCAAACACAAUGUGCCAUUGGAACACAAGUCUGAUGGUUGCUGGUAAUGGGCCUCUGUACGCCUAUGUAGAUAUUCCAUUAAAAGUCAGCCGUUUCCAGCUACAAUAGCCAUUUACAACAUUGAUAAUGUCUACACUGUAUUUCUGAUCAAUUUGAUGUUAUUUUAAUUGGCAAAAAAAAUCAACAAGGACAUUUCUAAGUGACCCCAAACUUUUGAACGGUAGUGUACAUACAUACAUCAUCAUGUGUAUAUCCCAGUCAUAGCCCUCACACCGUAUAAUUUGAAUAGCAUGCUCAAUUAUCAUUGUUUAAUCAAUUGCCAUGAUGGAGUAUUAUUAUUUAUUAUUUGAUUAUCUGAUCCUCCCAGGUAUAGAGGAGUUUGAGGGCAGGUACUUACACAGUUGGGAAUACCGCAGUGCCGAGGGGCUGCAGGGGAAGAAGGUGGUGGUGGUUGGGAUCGGGAAUUCUGGAGGUGACAUCGCUGUGGAUGCCAGCAGAGUAGCGGAGCAGGUGAGUGCGAAAUCAUCUGAUUCUUCUGGAAGUAUUUCUCUCAGAUAUUAUGUAGGGAAGUAUGCAAAACUCCUGGCUUGCAUGAACAGGAAGACACUUAGACAAUUCUUUUUUUUGUGGCCAAAUCUUUAUAAAACAUGUAUUUUCUUGUUGGGGUGGCUACAUGCACAAUACACAAAUGCAUAUAAUUUAUUAGCUCACAUCACAGAGCCAAAAAGUAACAAUAAAUGUAGUAUGUAAAAAGAGAGAGAGAAAAAAGUGAGCUUCCACCCACAACAACACCCCCCAUUCCCCCAACCCCACCCAUCUAACAUGUCUCCCUCCAACCACCCACAUCCCCACCAAGAAACCAUGUUUUCCACCCCUUCCCACCUCUCCUAGGGUUGCUUGUCAUUUAAUAUUUAAAUUCAAGCACUUCAAAAUUAAUUUUGUCACUUUGUCCCAGAAGCAUUUAACUGCUGGGCACUCCCACAUCAUAUGGGGACACAGUGAACGUUUGAGAGAUGGGGCCAAUUUCAUCGUAAAACAUUUCCUUGGUGUUAAAUACAGUCUGUGAACAAACUUAAAAAUGUACAUUCACCGGACAGUUUAUUAGGUACACCACCCCGUUCACGAAAAUGGAUCGCUCCUACAGACAGUGAGUUACGUGGCCAUGGCUUGCUAUAUAAAGCAGGCAGACAGGCAUCGAGGCAUUCAGUUACUGUUCGAUUGAACGUUAGAAUGGGCAAAACGAGUGACCUAAACGACUUUGAGUGUGGUAUCGUCGGUGCCAGGCACGCCUGAUCCAGUAUCUCAGAAACGACCUCCCUUGGGCUUUUCACGCAGGACAGUAUCUAGGGUUUACAGAGAAUGCUGCAACAAACAAAAACCAUCUAAUCAGCGGCAGUGUUGUGGGUGAAAACAGCUUCUUGAUGAGAGAGGUCGAAGGAGAAUGGCAAGAAUCAUGCAAGCUAACAGGCGGGCCACACCAAACAGACAAAUAAUGGCACAGUACAACAGUGGAGUGCAGAACGGCAUCUCGGGAACGCACAACUUGUCGAUCCUUGUCAUGGAUGGGUUAUUGCAGCAGACGACCACACCGGGUUCCACUCCUAUCAGCUAAGAAGAAGAAGCUCCAGUGGGCACAUGAUCACCAACACUGGACAAUUUGAGGAGUGGAAAAACACCGCCUGGUCUGACGAAUCCCGGUUGAGUCCAUGGACCCAGCCUGCCUGGUGUCAACGGUACAGGCUGUUGGCGGUGGUGAAUCGCCGUCCAAUCUGCAGCAACUGCGUGAUGCCAUCACGUCAGCAUGGACCAACAUCCCUGUGGAACGUUUCCAACUUGUAGAAUCCAUGACCCAAAGAAUUCAGGCUGUUCUGGAGGCAAAGGGGGUCCGACCGUGUACUAGAUGGUUGUACCUAAUAAACUGUCCAGUGAGUGUAUAAAUGUAUUGUUCGGAUUACGGGAUGCCAAGGUAAUAUUUUUCCAUAUUCUGUUCCAGUUAUAGGAUUAUUCAUAUUCACUUAGAUCUGUGGACCAUACUUUUUUCACGGCUAGCUCAGAAUAUGAACUUUCCAAAAGUUAUUUAUAUAUUAUAGAGAUCAGUCCUUUCGGGAGCCCAGAUAAUUUAUUUUAAAAUCCCAUCUUUGGAUGGUUCGGUAGUUGGGUUUCCCAAGGGACUCCAUAGGCCAGCAUAGCUGACCUAAAUUGUAAAUAUAGAAAAAAGGAGUUGCGUGGUUAUGUGUCUUUCAAAUCUUUAAAUGUUCUCAAACCAUUCCUGUCCAUGAUAUCGGCAAGGAUACGGAUUCCACAUUUGGACCAUUGGGGGGAUGCAAAAGGCCGCCCUCCAGAUAGCAAGGCAUUAUUGUGAAAAAUUUAAGUAUGGUCAUGCCAUUUUGAUUCCCAGUUACAUUGUUUUUCAAUUUUGCGUCAAAUAGAGAUUGUGUGAGCAAUAAUAGGACCAAAGCAUAGUUUACAUUGUUUUAGGGAUAUACAGUGGGGGAAAAAAGUAUUUAGUCAGCCACCAAUUGUGCAAGUUCUCCCACUUAAAAAGAUGAGAGAGGCCUGUCAUUUUCAUCAUAGGUACACGUCAACUAUGACAGACAAAUUGAGAAAAAAGAAUCCAGAAAAUCACAUUGUAGGAUUUUUUAUGAAUUUAUUUGCAAAUUAUGGUGGAAAAUAAGUAUUUGGUCACCUACAAACAAGCAAGAUUUCUGGCUCUCACAGACCUGUAACUUCUUUAAGAGGCUCCUCUGUCCUCCACUCGUUACCUGUAUUUAUGGCACCUGUUUGAACUUGUUAUCAGUAUAAAAGACACCUGUCCACAACCUCAAACAGUCACACUCCAAACUCCACUAUGGCCAAGACCAAAGAGCUGUCAAAGGACACCAGAAACAAAAUUGUAGACCUGCACCAGGCUGGGAAGACUGAAUCUGCAAUAGGUAAGCAGCUUGGUUUGAAGAAAUCAACUGUGGGAGCAAUUAUUAGGAAAUGGAAGACAUACAAGACCACUGAUAAUCUCCCUCGAUCUGGGGCUCCACGCAAGAUCUCACCCCGUGGGGUCAAAAUGAUCACAAGAACGGUGAGCAAAAAUCCCAGAACCACACGGGGGGACCUAGUGAAUGACCUGCAGAGAGCUGGGACCAAAGUAACAAAGCCUACCAUCAGUAACACACUACGCCGCCAGGGACUCAAAUCCUGCAGUGCAAGACGUGUCCCCCUGCUUAAGCCAGUACAUGUCCAGGCCCGUCUGAAGUUUGCUAGAGUGUAUUUGGAUGAUCCAGAAGAGGAUUGGGAGAAUGUCAUAUGGUCAGAUGAAACCAAAAUAGAACUUUUUGGUAAAAACUCAACUCGUCGUGUUUGGAGGACAAAGAAUGCUGAGUUGCAUCCAAAGAACACCAUGCCUACUGUGAAGCAUGGGGGUGGAAACAUCAUGCUUUGGGGCUGUUUUUCUGCAAAGGGACCAGGACGACUGAUCCGUGUAAAGGAAAGAAUGAAUGGGGCCAUGUAUCGUGAGAUUUUGAGUGAAAACCUCCUUCCAUCAGCAAGGGCAUUGAAGAUGAAACGUGGCUGGCUCUUUCAGCAUGACAAUGAUCCCAAACACACCGCCCGGGCAACGAAGGAGUGGCUUCGUAAGAAGCAUUUCAAGGUCCUGGAGUGGCCUAGCCAGUCUCCAGAUCUCAACCCCAUAGAAAAUCUUUGGAGGGAGUUGAAAGUCCGUGUUGCCAGCGACAGCCACAAAACAUCACUGCUCUAGAGGAGAUCUGCAUGGAGGAAUGGGCCAAAAUACCAGCAACAGUGUGUGAAAACCUUGUGAAGACUUACAAAAAACGUGUACCUAUGAUGAAAAUUACAGGCCUCUCUCAUCUUUUUAAGUGGGAGAACUUGCACAAUUGGUGGCUGACUAAAUACUUUUUUCCCCCACUGUAUCAGUGAAGACCUACUCUUCCAGGGCAAUAUGAGACACUGUAUUUAUCUCUAUACUCAGCCAGGGGAUGGAAUAAUCAUGUCUAAACCAAUUUAGUAUGGGACGAAAUGCGAGUGCCUGGAAAUACAAUUUAAAGUUUGGUACGGAUAGUCCUCAUACGUCUUUCCCUCUUUGUAAGUUUGUUAAUUUUAACCCGGGAUCGCUUACCUUGCCAUAUACAUUUAGAACCCGCACUAUGGAUUUUUUCCCAAUAGCCAGAAGGGGAGACAAGGGAAGCAUUAAACUACAGUGCCUUCAGAAUGUAUUCAUACCCUUUGACUUAUUCCACAUUUUUUGGUGUUACAGCCUGAAUUCAAAAUGGAUUAAAUUUUUUUUUUUUCUCACCCAUCUACACACAAUACCCCAUAAUGACAAAGGGAAACAUGUUUUAUAUUUUUACAUUUAUUAAAAAUGAAAUGCAGGAAUAUCUCAUUUACAUACGCAUUCACAUCCCCGGGUCAAUACUUUGUAGAAGCACCUUUGGCAGCGAAUACAGCUGUGAGUCUUUCUGGAUAAGUCUCGAAGAGCUUUCCACACCUGGAUUGUGCAACAUUUGACCAUUUUAUUAUUUUCUAAAUUCUUCAAGCUCUGUCAAAUUGGUUGUUGAUCAUUGCUAGACAACCAUUUUCAGGUCUUGCCAUAGAUUUUCAAGUAGAUUUAAGUCAAAACUGUAACUCGGCCACUUAGGAACAUUCACUGUUUUCUUGGUAAGCAACUCCAGUGUAGAUUUGGCCUUGUGUUGCUGAAAGGUAAAUUAAUCUCCCAGUGUCAGGUGGAAAGCAGACUUAACUAGGUUUUCCUCUAGGAUUUUGCCUGUGCUUAGCUCCAUUUCUUUUUUAUCCUGAAAAACUCCCCAGUCCUUAACGAUUACAAGCUUACCCAUAACAUAAUGCAGCCACCACUAUGCUUGAAAAUAUGGAGAGUGGUACUCAGUAAUGUGUUGCAUUGGACUUGCCCCAAACAUAACAUUUUGAAUUCAGGACAAAAAGUUCAUUGCUUUGCCACAUUUUUUGCAGUAUUACUUUAGUGCCUUGUUGCAAACAGGAUGCAUGUUUUGGAAUAUUUUUUAUUCUGUACAGGCUUCCUUCUUUUCACUGUCAUUUAGGUUAGUAUUGUGGAGUAACUACAAUGUUGUUGAUCCAUCCUCAGUUUUCUCCUAUCACAGCCAUUUAAAAUCUGUAACUGUUUUAAAUUCACCAUUGGCCUCAUGGUGAAAUCCCUGAGCAGUUUCCUUCCUCUCCGUCAACUGAGUUAGGAAGGACGCAUGUAUCUUUGUAGUGACUGGGUGUAUUAAUACACCAUCCAAAGUGUAAUUAAUAACUUUACCAUGCUCAAAGGGAUCUUCAAUGUUUUUUUACCCAUCUACCAAUAGGUGCCCUUCUUUAUAUUUACAUUUUAGUCAUUUAGCAGACACUCUUAUCCAGAGCGACUUAGAGUUAGUACAUUCAUCUUAAGUUAGCUAGGUGGGACAACCACAUAUCACAGGCAAAGAAAGUACAUUGCUCCUCAAUAACGUAGCUGUCAGUAGAGUCAGAGCUAGAGGGUGGGUGGGGUUGGGGUCAAGUGCUGGUUAAGUCUUCUUUUUUUUAGGGGGGGUCGAGGUGAUUAGGAGGAUGAUUAUUUAAGAUUAUUUUGAAUAGGUAGGGUUUCAGAUGUUUUCGGAAGAUGACCAGGGCCUCUGCUAUCCUAGCUUCAGGGGGAAGCUGGUUCCACCAUUGGGGUGCCAGGACAGAGAAGGGCUUGGACUGGGCUGAGCGGGAGCUGCCCUCCAGUAGGGAUGGGAGGGCCAAGAGACCUGAGGUGGCAGAAUGGAGUGCUCUGGUUGGGGUGUAAGGUUUGAUCAUAGGCUAAAGGUAGGGAGGGGCAGUUCCUCUUGCUGUUCCGUAGGUAAGCACCAUGGUUUUGUAGUGGAUGUGAGCUUCAACUGGAAGCCAGUGGAGUGUGCGGAGGAGCGGGGUGACAUGAGAGAACUUGGUAAGGUUGAAAACCAGGCGGGCUGCUGCGUUCUAGAUAAGUUGCAGGGGUUUGAUGGCACAAGUGGGGAGCCCAGCCAACCACGAGUUGCAGUAGUCCAGACGGGAGAGGACAAGUGCCUGGAUUAGGACCUGCACCGCUUCCUGUGUGAGGUAGGGUCGUACUCUACGUAUGUUGUAGAGCAUGAACCUACAGGAGCGGGUCACUGCUUUGAUGUUUGCAGAGAACGACAGAGUGUUGUCCAGGGUCACGCCAAGGUUCUUUGCACUCUGGGUGGGCGACACUGUGGAGUUGUCAACCGUGAUGGAGAGGUCUUUGAGCGGGCAGGCCUUCCCUGGGAGGAAGAGCAGUUCCGUCUUGUCGAGGUUGAGCUUGAGGUGGUGGGCCGACAUCCAAGUUGAGAUAUCUGCCACGCACACAGAGAUGCGUGUCAAAACCUGGGUGCCAGAAGGGGGGAAGAAGAAAAGUAGUUGAGUGUCAUCCGCAUAGCAAUGAUAGGAGAGACCUUGUGAGGAUAUGACUGAGCCGAGUGACUUGGUGUAUAGAGAGAAGAGGAGAGGGCCUAGAACCGAGCCCUGGAGGACACCAGUAGUGAGAGUAUGUGGUACAGACACAGAUCCUCUCCACGUCACCUGGUAGGAGCGGCCUGCCAGGUAGGAUGCAAUCCAAGAGUGUGCAUAGCCUGAGACGCCCAGCCCUGAGAGGGUGGAGAGGAGGAUCUGAUGGUUCACGGUGUCAAAGGCAGCGGAUAGAUCUAGGAGGAUGAGAACAGUGGAGAGAGAGUCAGUUUGGCAGUGCGGCUAGCCUCCGUGACACAGAGAAGAGCAGUCUCGGUUAGUGUGACCAGUCUUGAAGACUGACUGGUUAGGGUCAAGAAGAUCGUUUUGCAAGGCAUUGGAAAACCUCUCUGGUCUUUGUUCUUGAAUCUGUGGUUGAAAUUCACUGCUCUACUGAGGGACCUUACAGAUAAUUGUAUGUGUGGGGUACAGAGAUUAGUUAGUCAUUCAAAAAUCAUGUUAAACACUAUUAUUGCACACACAGUGAGUCCAUGCAACUUAUUAUUUGACUUGUUAAGCAACAUUUUGCUCCUGAACUUAUUUAGGCUUGCCAUAACAAAGGGGUUGAAUACUUAUUGACUCAAGACAUUUCAACUUUUCAUUUUUAUUUAGAUUUUCCACUUUGACAUUAUUGGGUAUUGUGUAUAGGCCAGUAACAAAAACUCUCAAUUGAAUACAUUUUAAAUUCAGCAGUGGUGGAAAAGGUACCCAAUUGUCAUACUUGAUUAAAAGUAAAGAUACCUUAAUAGAAAAUAACUCAAGUAAAAGUGAAAGUCACCCAGUAAAAUACUACUUGAGUAAAAGUCUAAAAUAUUUUAGUUUUAAGUAUACUUAAGUAUCAAAAGUAAAUGUAAUUGAUCAAAUGUACUUAAGUAUCAAAAGUACAAGUAUAAAUCAUAAGUAAACCAGAUGGCACCAUUUUCUUGUUUCUUUAAAUUUACGGAUAGAAAGGGGCACACUGAAUUUGUCUACGAUCUUCAAAGCGUUUGGGAGGUAUUGAGAUACAUUGUUUAGAUAAAGUAAGAUCUCGUCGGUGUAUAAUGAGACUAGGCCAUCUCUGACAAAGAUCAUUAACCCUUCCUCUUCUGGUCUACAGGUGUACCUCAGCACGCGGAAGGGGGCAUGGGUGGUCAGCAGGGUGGGGGCAGGGGGCCUUCCAGGUGACCUGGUGGGCACUUCACGAUUGGACAGACUGCUGCAGAAGCUCUUCCCCUCCUGGAUUACCAGGAUGAUGGAGAAUAAUCUGAACCAGAGCUUCGACCACAGACUGUACGGCCUACAGCCAAAACACGGGUAUGCUCUAUACAUAUAGUGGCUUGUGAAAGUAUUCACCCCCCUUGGCAUUUUUCCUAUUUUGUUGCCUUACAACUUGGAAUUAAAAUGGAUUUUUUGGGGUGUUUCUAUCAUUUGAUUUACACAACAUGCCUACCACUUUGAAGAUGCAAAAUAUUUUUUUAUUGUGAAACAAACAAGAAAUAAGACAAAAAAACUAAAACUUGAGCGUGCAUAACUACUCACCCCCCCAAAGUCAAUACUUUGUAGAGGCUCCUUUUGCAGCAAUUACAGCUGUAAGUAUUUUGGGGUAUGUCUCUAUAAGCUUGGCACAUCUAGCCACUGGGAUUUUUUCCCAUUCUUCAAGGCAAAACUGGUCCAGCUCCUUCAAGUUGGAUGGGUUCCGCUGGUGUACAGCAAUUUUUAAGUCAUACCACAGAUUCUCAAUUGGAUUAAGGUCUGGGCUUUGACUAGGCCAUUCCAAGACAUUUAAAUGUUUCCCCUUAAACCACUCGAGUGUUGCUGUAGCACUAUGCUUAGGGUCAUUGUCCUGCUGGAAGGUGAUCCUCCGUCCCAGUCUUAAAUCUCUGGAAGACUGAAACAGGUUUCCCUCAUGAAUUUCCCUGUAUUUAGCGCCAUCCAUUAUUCCUUCAAUUCUGACCAGUUUCCCAGUCCCUGCCAAUGGAAAACAUCCCCACAGGGUGAUGAGAGGUUUUGCGCCAGACAUAGCGUUUUCCUUGAUGGCCAAAAAGCUCAAUUUUAGUCUCAUCUGACCAGAGUACCUUCUUCCAAACGUGUUUGCUUAUUUUUUUCUUUAAGCAAUGGCUUUUUUCUGGCCACUCUACCGUAAAGCCCAGCUCUGUGGAGUGUAUGGCCUAAAGUGGUCUUAUGGACAGAUACUCCAAUCUCCGCUGUGGAGCUUUGCAGCUCCUUCAGGGCUAUCUUUGGUCUUUGUUGCCUCUGAUUAAUGCCCUCCUUGCCUGGUCUGUGAGUUUUGGUGGGCGGCCCUCUCUUGGCAGGUUUGUUGUGGUGCCAUAUUCUUUCAAUUUUUUAAUAAUGGAUUUAAUGGUGAUCUGUGGGAUGUUCAAAGUUUCAGAUAUUUUUUUAUAACCCAACCCUGAUCUGUACUUCUCCACAACUUUGUCCCUGACCUGUUUGGAGAGCUCCUUGGUCUUCAUGGUGCCGCUUGUUUGGUGGUGCCCCUUGCUUAGUGGUGUUGCAGACUCUGGGGCCUUUCAGAACAGGUAUCUGAGAUCAUGUGACAGAUCAUGUGACACUUAGAUUGCACACAGGUGGACUUUAUUUAACUAAUUAUGUAACUUCUGAAGGUAACUGGUUGCACCAGAUCUUAUUUAGGGGCUUCAUAGCAAAGGGGGUGAAUACAUAUGCAUGCACCACUUUUCAGUUAUUAAUUUUUUAGAAUAAGUAAUUUUUUUCAUUUCGCUUCACCAAUUUGGACUAUUUUGUGUAUGUCCAUUACAUGAAAUCCAAAUAAAAAUCCAUUUAAAUUACAGGUUGUAAUGCAACAAAAUAGGAAAAACGCCAAGGGGGAUGAAUACUUUUGCAAGGCACUGUAUCUGACUGACUGACUGACUGACUGACUGACUGACUGUCUGAUCCAUCCAUCUAUCUAUUUCAGGUUCUUUGCCCAGAUCCCAGUGGUGAAUGAUGACCUGCCUGGUCGAAUCAUCUCUGGUCGUGUUCUGGUCAAACCUAACAUCAGGGAGAUCAGAGGCUCCAGUGUGGUGUUUGAGGACGGGAGCGUUGUGGACAAGGUGAACACAAACACACACACACACAAACACACACAGACACUCUCUCUCCUCCCUUCUCACCUCACCUCACCUCCCCCCUACCCUCCCUCCUCCCUAGGUGGAUGUUGUGGUGUUUGCCACCGGCUACAACUAUGACUUUCCCUUCCUGCCUUCGGGUCUGCUGGCUAAUAGCAGUCACCGCCUGUGUCUGUACCGUCAUGUGUUCCCCCUGGGGCUGGCCCGGCCCAGUCUGGCUGUAGUGGGCUUCAUCUGUAACAUGGGAGCCAUCAACCCUCUGGCUGAGAUGCAGGCCCGCUGGGCCACCCGGGUCUUUAAAGGUAACAACUAACUAACACCCUCAUUAACUCAUUAACUCCCCUUUUCCUGAUUUGUCCAGGAGCUCUGUGUCUGAAGUUGUUGGGUAGCCUAGUGUAUUUGAAUGCGAGUGAUUGAAGCUUUGAGGUUUUUGUCAAUAUUAAUGUGUGAUUACAUAAUUUAUUGCUCCAGGGUUACUAACACUGCCCUCCGAAGAAGCCAUGCUGCAGGACAUAAAGAGAGACACCAGCACCUUGCAAAACAGGUGCGACAACAACCAUGCGUUAUUACACUCACAUAAUUAUUUUGCUAAUAGGUAACAAACUAUAUCUGCAUUGCUUGCUGUUUGGGGUUUUAGGCUGGGUUUCUGUAUAGCACUUUGACAUCUGCUGAUGUAAAAAGGGCUUUAUAAAUAAAAUGUGAUUGAUUGAUAUUUAAAAAUGAUUUAUAAGCACCUCUGUGUGUCUCUCUUCCCUCUCCCUCCAGGUUUGCCUGUUUGGAGCGGCACCCUCUCCAGGUGGACCAUAUCCCCUAUCUUGACUCCAUGGCAGAGGAGUUAGGGGUUCGACCCAACCUCCUAGGGUUGCUGCUGAGGGAGCCUGGUGUGGGGCUGCGUGUGCUGCUGGGGCCCUGCACCCCAUACCAGUACCGUCUGAGAGGGCCAGGACAGUGGGAUGGGGCCCGACAGGCUAUACUCACCCAGUGGGAGCGAGUAGCCCAGCCAUUCAGGACCAGGAUGGCUCCAGAACCAGAGAGCAGAACCAGAGCCUCCUGUAGUCUGAGACUGAUAUUGACCCUGUCUGGCGCUGUUCUCCUACUAACCCUCUAUACUAGACACAGUCUCUUAUCACUCCUCUCACACCCCACAGGCCUCCUCUAUAAGAUGUACAGUCUACCUGAGACCAUUUCGGGGUGGAAAUGAACAAUAUGGGCCUAUUGCAACCACUGUUGGCAACCAUUUUAUCUCCAGGUGAUUUUGUUGUUAAACCAUCAAUACAAAGUUCACCCGCACAGCUGAUCUCAAUUGCUUCCAAAAUUUGACACUCCCUAAAAGCCAAGCUACGUGUGAGGUUGGUGUUAACUUAGUCCUGCUUUCUCCCAAUAUUUUACAAGACAUGUUCGCACUCUACAGGGUAUUAUCUUUCUGUAGAAAUAAAAACCAGGUAAUCGAGCAGACUAAGGGGGGAUUUUAACUAUUUGAUAAUCAUUCAGUACAACUACAAUAAAGUAAUUUAUUGUUUAAGACAUCAAUUAUACUGUGGCAAU